CACAAAGUGAUGAAACUGAUGCUGGUCCAAGCCAGAGGUCUGAAAUAGAAGACAAUGGAGUUACCAACUUGGAGAUUGAUACAAGACGCAGUAAAAAACAUUCAACAACAGGUGGGAGAAAAAACGCUUCAGCUGAAGAAAUCAGUGAAGGGAAAACGCAAGCAACUAAGCAACCAGAUGUGUUUCUCCCACCCAACGAUGCUGAGGACAUUCUUACAGCCUGUACGCAGGUUUAUGGGGCAGAUGAGGAUGCUGCAAAAAGUGCCACUGAUGUGUUUACAGAUGCGACACAGGUGUACGGAAAAGAUGCUGCCGGGGAUACAGAAACAGAUGAAUACACAUCUUCUACUCAGGUUUAUGGAGCAGACGGAUGGGAAGCAGUUGAACGAAAAGAUGAAUUCACAGAUGAUACACAGGUGUUUGGUAUUGAGCAUGAUGAUACAAUACCUAUGGUGUCUGACAGUGAAGAGGAGGAUGUAAAUUCUAAACGAGAUAGACGACGACCAGUUAAGAUACCUUCAAUGUUGGCAAAAGUUCCAGCCAGGUCUGCCAUGGCAUCACCCAAGACGGAAGGAUCUCCAAAAAAAAUGCAGAAAGUUGAAUUCGCUGUGAAGAGUGGUAGCAAUGUGUCCAGUACAUCAACGCAGGAAGUCGGCACACCACAAAGUAGUACUACAGGGAGAAGAGGACGGAAACCAAAGAACCAGAAGAAAUCUACAACCCAAGGUACAAGCCGAAAAACAAGAGGAAAGAUACCGCAACACACAGAUGAGGAAGAGAAUCUUACACCUGAAUUGGAAGAAAAUGCAGAAGAACCAAAGCAACAAGUGGAAUCUGCCCCUGUCACCAGGGGAAAAAAGUCUGUAACUAUGGCAACAAAAGAUGAAGAAAAGAAAACCAGUGUUGCAAGAGGUAAAAGGAAAAGUGUACCCGGGAGAGCUGCCGCUGAAAACAUUGACAGUCCAGAGGUUGUCGGUGGCAACAGGAGGGGUAAAAGGACUCUGGUAGCAGCUGAUGAAGAAGUAGUAUUUAAGGUUCCUGCCAUUAAAAUGACGAGAACAUUAACAGAUGACAAAACUGCCAAAGAACCUUUGCAUGAUGAAAAAAAAGCAGUUGGAAGGAGAAGCAUCAGAAAGAGUAGUGAAGAAGAGGAGAGUAUGAAUGAUGCAGGUGAACCUAGUACUUCCACUCGGAGGGGAAGGAGCAGAAAAUCUGUUGCUAUGGCAACCAAAGAUGAAGAUGAUGUAGCUGACAGUGUGCGGACAAUUGAAAGUGUUAAUAAAAGUGUUAAUAAAAGGGCUAAGAGAUCAUCUGUAAGAUCUCGGUCAGAGACUGAGGAGAAGCCUGUGGAGGAGGAAAAAACGACUAUGACUGUGAAAACAAGUAGAAGGACAAGGAAUGCUAGUAAUAAUAGUAUUAAAGAAGAUCCAGAGUCAUCAAUGUCUAAAGAUUGUGAAAUUGAGAAAACGAAAGUUGCUGGGAGGAAAGGAAAACAAAAAGCAGCCAAGAAAACUAUCCAAAAAACGACUGUAUCUGAUGAUGAGGAUUUAAACAAUACAUCUAUUUCAUCAGACUCUACAGAUACAUCAGAGAGAGACGGUAGACGAGGAAAACGUUCCAGAAACACCACUCCUGCACCAAGUACUCCAUCAACUGGUAAGAACCUGAAAGUGACAGAUAGGAGUGAUGUUAGUAGUCCCACAUUAAGAAGGAGAUCUUCUCUUGAUACAAAGCCAAAAGUCAUGUUUACAGGAGUAGUGGAUAAAGCAGGUGAAAGG
Saccoglossus kowalevskii is the source of this 1778-nucleotide messenger RNA. Its product is annotated as microtubule-associated protein futsch-like. NCBI's taxonomy places the organism in Eukaryota, Metazoa, Hemichordata, Enteropneusta, Harrimaniidae. The record is from RefSeq and is a predicted model, not a curated record.